GGUGCAGUUCCGUGUGAGCGUUAGAGUUUGUUUACGUCGCUCUCGCAUCCAGUGGCUGGCCUCCCUCGUUCCGACUUCAAGAUGGGGAAGUCCUUCGCCAACUUCAUGUGCAAAAAGGACUUCCACCCCGCCUCCAAAUCCAACAUCAAGAAGGUAUGGAUGGCAGAACAGAAAAUAUCCUAUGAUAAAAAGAAGCAAGAAGAAUUAAUGCAACAGUACCUUAAAGAACAAGAAUCAUAUGAUAACAGAUUGCUUAUGGGAGAUGAACGUGUAAAGAAUGGCCUUAAUUUCAUGUAUGAGGCUCCACCAGGAGCUAAAAAAGAAAACAAAGAGAAAGAAGAGACAGAAGGAGAGACAGAAUACAAAUUUGAAUGGCAGAAAGGAGCACCACGAGAAAAGUAUGCCAAAGAUGACAUGAACAUCAGAGAUCAGCCCUUUGGUAUUCAGGUUCGAAAUGUGAGGUGCAUUAAAUGCCACAAGUGGGGUCAUGUCAACACAGAUCGAGAGUGCCCUCUGUUUGGUCUCUCUGGAAUCAAUGCAAGUUCAGUUCCUACUGAUGGCUCAGGGCCAUCAAUGCACCCCUCCGAGCUAAUAGCUGAGAUGAGAAACAGUGGGUUUGCACUGAAAAGAAAUGUACUGGGGAGAAACUUGACCGCAAAUGAUCCAUCACAGGAAUAUGUUGCAAGUGAGGGUGAAGAAGAUCCAGAAGUGGAAUUCUUAAAGUCACUAACAACUAAACAAAAACAGAAACUUCUCAGAAAAUUGGAUAGACUUGAAAAGAAAAAGAAGAAGAAGAAGAAGGAUAGAAAAAAGAAAAAGUUACAGAAAAGCAGAAGUAAGCACAAAAAACAUAAAAAUAAAUUAUCCUCCUGUUCCUCCUCCUCUUCCUCUACUGAGAUGUCUGAAAGCAGCAGCGAGAGUGACAGCAAAGAAAAGCAAAUAGAAAAGAAGAAAAAAAAGAAAAACAAGUGUACAGGAAAAAGCACCAAUGACUCUGAAGAGGACAAAUCUAAGAAGAGAAAACUUUAUGAAGAACUUUCUAGCAGUCAUAACAAAGAAAGGAGCAAGGAAAAACCUAGGUUUUUAAAACAAGAGAGUUCUGGGGAGAAUAGCAAAUGGAGCCAUUACGAUUCUGACAAAAAGUCCAGAAGCCUGCAUCGCAGUCCAGAGAAGAGAGGAUCUGAAAGAAAUGGGGGGAGCAUCAGAAGCCACAGCAAGGAUGAGAGAAGGUGGAGAAGGAGCCGCAGCAGAAGUCCCGGUGGUUGUAAGGACAGGGAGGCAAGGAGCCAGCGAUAGCCAAGUUUCAGUGAAGAGCAGAAGAAAGCCAUGGCACAGAUGUGUGUAGAGAAAAAACUCACAGCACACUGAAGUGACAGACAGUACAGAGACGUGACAAUUUUCUGAGAGUAAAAAUAGCUCUGUUUUCUUAUUAAAUAUCUGUAACAAAGGCUGAAGUAUGGACUAUUAUAUUUGUCAUUUUUUUAAAGCCCUUAAUUUUUCAUCUGUGCAAACUGUCAUUUCAAGUACAAAAAUUAUAUGAGUACCACAGGAUGAAUUUGGCAAAUAUUCGAAGUAGUCUGUGGGCUUUAGAAAUAUUUUCUGUUGGUAACUGUUUCUUGUGACCUGUACUAGAUUUUUUAAAAAUCCAUACAACUCUGUGACAAUUUCUUCAUUCUAAAACAUUAAAAGAGUGACAACAUAUUGAAUAGUUAAAAAUUUCUUCUUUAUUAUGUUUAUAUUUAUUGGUUUUAAGACUUAAAUUUUCUUUAAGCAAAGUAUAAUAGUUGAAAUUCACUAGCGUGAAUUCAACAAUGGAUCUGAAUUGAUAAUCUUUUGAAGCCUUUUAAACUCAGGUGUCUUCACUGAAUUAACUAUUCUGCUAGUUUUCUAUGCUGCCAUACAAAAGCUGUUCUGGAGAUCAGCUUUCUGCUAGGCUAAAAUAGAGGUUCAUCGUGGAAACUAGGGAAGUUUUUACUUGUUUGCCUAUUCCAGAUUCUAGAUAACUGUCCACGUUCCUUGGCUCCUAGCUCCUUUCCUCCAUUUGAUUGGAAGCUGACCCAGAAGGAGUCACUUUCUCACUUUUAGUCAUCCUGACACUGAUUCUGCAUUCCUCUCCUACUGGUUAAGGAUCUUUGAGAUUACUUUAGGCUCUCCUGAGGAAUACAAGAUAAUCUUCCGAUAUUAAGGUCAGCUGAUAAGCAACCUUCCUUGUCCUUUUUCAUACAUUGUAACUGUAUUCACAGGUUCCAGGGCUUGAAGAUUUAUAUAUCUUUAAGGAUCUAUUUUUCUAUCUUCCACACAUCCUUUCUACUGCUACUAUGAAAUUUUAUUUUUAAAAGGAUUAAACAUCUAUAGAAUGAGACAAAUGAAAUGUAAAUGACAUAUUUCUGAAUAUAUAAAGCAUAUUUAAUAUUCAGUUACAGAUUUUCCCAUGUAUUGCAAAAGGAUGUACUGAAGGAAAACUACAGGAACAAAAGAAUUAGUAUAAAUGGAAAGUGCCAUUCAGUUUCACAUUUCACAUGGUAUUUUUAUUAGGGUUCUUUUUAAAAAUGUUAUUUAGUAGACAAUUAUUAGAUGGCUUUGAUAGUUGGUAGUCUCAGUCUCUUGAAUUCUGUAAAAUAGUAAGUGCAAGAUUAAAAUAAAACCACUCCAUGUAGUCUAAUCUUUGUCUUUGUUUUGUCUCUCUAUGCAUAAAACAAUUGUCUGAUAAUUUAAAAGAAGCUACAUUAAAGGUAUAAAGAACUCUUGAUUUUAUAGACUACGAGGCAGAGUGGGAGAACUUGAAUUCCAUCUACAGUAUUCUUUAAUAACUUAGUGCACCGCAAAGAUCCCAUUCCAUUCUGUUUUUUAAAAAAAAGCCUGCAUUUGCAAUUGAUAAAGACUGCUAAUUUACACCUUGAGUUCAUCAGUGUUGCAGUGAUUAUUUUCUACCUUCCACCUUUUUAGACUUUAUAAUUUUUGUAAUGUCAAAACCUAUGCAAUACUUAACUGCCUUAAAAAGGGUUUCUGAACCAAUGUAGUGUUCAUGAAGAAAAAUGUUGAAAUAUAUCCUGUAAUUAAGAAUGAAUUAAAUAUAUUAUCAUUU
Molecule: messenger RNA, 3085 nt
Organism: Perognathus longimembris pacificus (Pacific pocket mouse)
Lineage: Eukaryota; Metazoa; Chordata; Mammalia; Rodentia; Heteromyidae
Gene: Cirsr
Product: corepressor interacting with RBPJ, CIR1
Exons: 10
Coding region: 82-1296 (404 amino acids)
Biological process (GO): negative regulation of DNA-templated transcription
Cellular component (GO): nucleus
Molecular function (GO): transcription corepressor activity
Source: RefSeq, a predicted model, not a curated record